AUGUCUUUCACGGAGACAGUUCGUCUGAAAGUAUACUGGAAUACUACUUAUACAACUGAACCUGAUGGGUCUAUCACGGUACAGCAGGAUGCGCCGGACGGUUAUCUUAUCAUUGAUCGUAUGUUAGAUUUCGCGGAACUUGUUGAUAAGGUAUGUGGUGUGAUGGAAGUUGAUAGAGAAGGACUGUAUAUCGAUUUUUCUUUGGUAUGGACGGAGAGGUCAGGAAAAAGGUCUCGUGUGCACAUUAAUAAUGAUAAUACUGUUCGGUUCAUUUAUCUUUGUGCUGAUACAUGGCCAGAAUUGUACCCUGAAAAUAUUGAGAGAAUAGGCCUUGUUUAUGCAAAUACAUCUGGCCAGGAUAUUGGUGCCAGCACUAGUGGUAGUAGAACAGUUGAAGACAAUGAAGAUGAAGAUGGAGACGAAGAUGAAGAUAAAGAUGAAGAUGAAGAUGAAGAUGAAGAUGGCGGGGGUGUCGAAAGCAGUGAUGAUGAGUACGUCCCAUCGGAUGAGGACUCAGAUGACGACACUGAUUUUGAGUCAUCGUCUUCAGUCCCAUAUGUUUUCGACGACAUCAGUGGAUGGGACAAGACUUUAGAGGAAGUAGAUUGUGAUGGGAUUAAAAUGUGGGAUGGCAAUCCGUUGACGCUAGGCCUUGAUGUACAUUUCACCAACAAGCCUGUGGCACAAGCGGCAGUGGGAGAAUGGAACUUGGUACAUGGUCGGACUUUCCGGGUGAAAACGAGCUCUAAACGAACAUGGUAUGUCGAAUGCGAGACCUGUGGACCCAAAUAUCCGAAAGAGCGUCUUCACGGCUAUGAUUGCCUGUGGAAAGCGCGAGUUUCGCUACAGAAGGCCACCGGUACUUGGAAAAUGGUGGGCCAUAAUGCCAGGGCUUGCCCAUAUGUGAGAGUUUGCGCACGAUGGGGAAGUUUAGAUCAUGAUGCUGUGGAAUGCCCAUUUUCUCAUCCACCUGCUGACAGGACCGCUAUUGAUAAACUUUACGAUCCAUAUGGAAUUCGUGGUGUGCCUAAUAUCAAUUCUGAUGAUUCUGAUGAUGGGUUCCAGACAGAGGAGUCUAGAUUGACGAGCGUUUCCAUCACUGAUAUAAAGACUCACAAAGAGAAUAAUCCUUUGACGGACCAGUCCCCUGAUGAUCCACACCUACAUCGAGCCCGUUGUUUUGUUAGAUGGCUAGUUGGCGGAUUACUGUUCUCUAACACUACGAGAAACAGUUUUCAACUCGAUCUUGUGCAUUUUCUUCAUACUCCCGAGAUUUGCUCGGAGUACAGUUGGGGUAGCGCGGCACUAUGUUACUUGUACCGCAGCAUGUCCAAGUCAUCUUUGGCCGCUUCUACAAAGGCUAUUACCGGCUGUGUGAAUCUUCUUCAGGGUUUGUCUUGUGGGACAGGGCAUAUGGCGAUCUCAGACAGGGUCAUCUACGGUGAUGUCGUUGCGCCACACAACCCCAAUAGGGUAUUUCGCCAAUUUGGUUAUCACCAGCGGAUACCCGGCGGCGCAUUGCUUCUCACUGCGGGGGAAAUUACUAGCCUGCUCAAGAGGAAGCCGUUUGGAGGUUCCGAUAGGAGAUGGAUACAACAACUAUGGAUAUAUCUCCAGGUUUGGAAUGAUCACCACGGCAGACUUGUGGGGACUGAUGAUUAUUAUGUUGGCGAGCCUACUGCAGAUCCAGAGUAUCUCUUGUGGUACCAUCAGGUUACUGUAAAGUAUGUUACGGAUCCGAUGGACUCUGAAAAUGCGAGGGGUUUUCACGGCUCUGCAGAGACCUUGCGCCUCAUGGCCACAUUGAUGGAGGACGUUCGUAGUCUGAGUAUUAUAGGCCAGCGUACUUUCGACGCGGACUCCUUUGGUUAUGGUCGCUUAGGCGAGAUUGCCCAGGAUGCUGAGCGGGCGUUGUCCGUCAAUGCAACGAAUGUUGUACGUCACGAUCUCGAUAGGCAUGUUGAGACUUCUCAGCCUCAGUUUGGAGAUGCUUUUAUUGAAUUUUCUGGGUUCCAGCAGAGUUCGCUAGAUGGCCAGUCGAUACAUUACACAAGUAACUUUCUUUCGAGUAUGUUCGAGGGUGUUGCGGGUCAGCAUCAGGCUGAUGACCUAGCUGGAGGUGAGCGUGAGAGUCAGGAUGAAGAUGAGGCUGAGGAUGAGGCUGAGGAUGCAGACCAGGAUGAUCAGUUUGAGGGUCAGGGUUACCAGCGCCAUGAGGAGUAG
Molecule: messenger RNA, 2223 nt
Organism: Oldenlandia corymbosa var. corymbosa
Lineage: Eukaryota; Viridiplantae; Streptophyta; Magnoliopsida; Gentianales; Rubiaceae
Source: the annotation of a GenBank genome assembly